GAAAACUUAAGUUAAUAAAUAGAGUCUUAUCCUUAAGGCCUAUUAAUUAUAUUUUUAAGUAUAUUAAUUAUCUUAAGCUAAAGUUAUAUAACUUAUUUAUACUAUAA
Molecule: messenger RNA, 107 nt
Organism: Fusarium pseudograminearum CS3096
Lineage: Eukaryota; Fungi; Ascomycota; Sordariomycetes; Hypocreales; Nectriaceae
Exons: 9
Source: RefSeq, a predicted model, not a curated record